Adineta ricciae is the source of this 936-nucleotide messenger RNA. Lineage: Eukaryota; Metazoa; Rotifera; Eurotatoria; Adinetida; Adinetidae. The record is from the annotation of a GenBank genome assembly.
AUGCAAUUCGUUUCCAAUCUCCUUGUUUGCGCUAUUGCUCUUGCAACCUAUGCUUCAGCUGCUCGUAUUGGCUCCUUCAAUUUACAUCAGUAUGGAAGCAAAAAGGCAGCUAAUGCUGAUUUAACCAAUACCGUUGCUCAAAUCAUCAGCGAUUUCGAUUUAGCUAUCAUUCAAGAAAUUAGUGAUGUUUCAUUGAGAGCUCCAUAUGUUCUUUUCGAAGAACUCAACAAAGUUUCACAAGAACCAUACACUAUGACAUUGAGUCCACGUGUUGGCCGUUCAGCAACAAAGGAACAAUACAUUUUCUUCAAUCGUGAAAGUCAAUCCGGUGUUGAAAUUGUCGAAUCGUACAUCUACGAUGAUACCAAAGACUUAUUCGAACGACCACCCUUCAUUGGUACAUUCAAAGUAAAAAACCCAGGCAAAUCUGGCGUGAAAUUAUUCACAAUUAUGGAUGUUCAUCUCCGACCUAGUGCUGCUUACAGAGAAUUACUUGAUAUGCGUACAGUCAUCGAAGAUUUUAUCCAAAUUCAUCCACAAUAUUUUGAUCAAACACCAACAUCCCUUCAAGAAGCUUUAGAUCAAAAUGUUGAAAAUGCCACCGCUGGUAACAAGCCAAGUUUGAAAACCAAUCAUCCUAUCUUAAUCGUCGGUGAUUUCAAUGCUGAUUGCUCAUACAUUUCCACCAAACGUCAACAACUCCUCCGAACAAUCGAUUAUGUUGACUUCACCUGGGCUAUCAACAACGAAGUUAAAACCAACACUCGUCAAACAUGCACAUACGAUCGUAUCCUCAUCAACGGUGCCAACUUUGCCAAUGCUAUCGUUCCCAAGAGUAACACAACAGUUAACAUUCAAGAGAAAUUCGGCAUGUCAUUGGAAGAAGCUUUGGAUGUUAGUGACCAUAUUCCAAUUAAAUUCGAUAUCGAAUGGUAA